AUGGAGAAGGCUCCACAUGAAGCAAGACACUUGCCCACUCAGGCACCAGGACCAACCUCACCACCAGACCCUCCGAGGCUCCAGAGACUUCUGCAGGGGUGGAGAUCUUUCACUCGAACAACAUGAAGAAGCCAAUGUUCAUCAGCACCUUACUCCUGCUAUAUGUGGCAGCUGUAGACUGCAUGUGUCCAUUCCCGAGAGAAUGUGUUGAAGGGGUUCGAGACUUUCCAGUACCCUGUUGCCCGUUUUUCAAUGGCACGCGGUGCGGAAGCGGAGAAUUCAGGGGGAACUGCGUGAUGGUGAGAACCAGCAGAACCGAGCCUCCCAAGGAUAUUCGACUCGAUGAACGCGAUAGAUUUCCUGCUUUCUUUUUUAACUACACCUGCCAAUGCAAAGCGAACUUCAUGGGUCACAACUGCGGCGAAUGCAAUUUCGGCUGGACUGGGGAUAGGUGCGACAAACCGCACACGGUCGUCAGAGAGGACAUACUGAAGAAGAACGAGACUGCACUAAAAUCGUAUCUCAUGUCACUUCAUUACUGCAAAACCCAAAUCGACCCAGAUUGCGUCAUUCUGAGAAGCAGCGACCGUUUCCGCGAGAGGUCCUUUGGAUUCAUGGAUGCCUCCUUCUAUGAUGUGGCUGCUUUUAGUCAUUACUAUGCUACGGUACCUUUUAUUUCUAACGGCGAGGAAACGAAUAGGCUCAACUAUGCUCAUGGGAGUACAGGUUUUCUAGGCUGGCAUCGCCUUUGGUUACUUCAUAUGGAGAGGCAAAUGCAAAAGUGCACAAAGAAUGAGAACUUUGGUCUUGCCUAUUGGGCGUGGGAGAAGGAUCCGGACUGCGCAAUCUGUUCAAAUGAAUACUUCGGAUCCAAUGGCUGGAAUGGAGCAAUCGAUAAAUUGUCGGUCUUCUCUCAAUGGCGGAGCAUUUGCGCAGUCAGUUACCCCAAUACGGUAUGUGUAAUGGAAGACUGUCCUUGUGAACGCCCGAGGCUUUCUCGUGCAGCAGGCUUAUCAGGUUUUACAAAGGCAACGUCGGCUGAUCUGAAUUAUUGUUUAAGCAUUCCGAACCUUGACACGAGUCCUUAUACCUUUUCCUCAUCACAAAGUUUCAGGAAUUGCUUAGAAGGCCACCACAACGGCGUUCACGUUUUCCUUGGGGGAGGGAUGAGCCAAGUUCCCAUUUCCGCCAAUGACCCCUGUUUUAUCGCUCACCAUGUGAACGUAGACAGGUAUGCAGACAUUUACUAUGCAAGAUACGGCAUCACCCCGGCUUCCUAUCCCACCGGUAACAACAUUUAUGGGCACAUCGGGACAAGCUGCAUCGUUCCAUUCAUUGGCUGCUGGAGGCAAAAAGAUAUGAUGAGACCAGGCGAAUAUUUUGGAACCAUAUACGUGUAAUAUGACCGGGGGGGCUGCAUGGGGGGGUCUCUACAGCUGAAGAGGAUCGGCUCUGAAAAUUAAUCUCCCAAAAAGAAAAUUGCAAUCAUGAUACUUGAGAACAACAGUCACAGAGCCUGAUGUAAAAGUUGAUUAAAAUUAUGAUUAAAGAGUUCAAAUCACUCCACUGCUUCCUUGGAAAUGCAUUGCUAUUAAUAAAGACCCGUGCACACUGAA
This is a messenger RNA of Rana temporaria (common frog), 1616 nucleotides long. RefSeq names its product tyrosinase-like. Bases 123 to 1400 code for a protein of 425 amino acids. The record is from RefSeq and is a predicted model, not a curated record. Gene Ontology annotation, molecular function: oxidoreductase activity. The transcript is spliced from 5 exons. NCBI's taxonomy places the organism in Eukaryota, Metazoa, Chordata, Amphibia, Anura, Ranidae.